Molecule: messenger RNA, 1832 nt
Organism: Camponotus floridanus (Florida carpenter ant)
Lineage: Eukaryota; Metazoa; Arthropoda; Insecta; Hymenoptera; Formicidae
Gene: Srp68
Product: signal recognition particle subunit SRP68
Exons: 3
Coding region: 65-1789 (574 amino acids)
Biological process (GO): SRP-dependent cotranslational protein targeting to membrane
Cellular component (GO): signal recognition particle, endoplasmic reticulum targeting
Molecular function (GO): signal recognition particle binding; endoplasmic reticulum signal sequence receptor activity; 7S RNA binding
Source: RefSeq, a predicted model, not a curated record
CGAUUCAUGAAAUGCGAGUGGACGUGAUUUUUUUUUAGAAAGAUUUAGGAAUAUUGAAUACACAAUGGUACUCGAAAAAAGAGUGGAUUCUUCGAAGGAAAAUCAGAUGCAGGAUGGGGGGAUGAUAACGAAAGAGCCGAAAAUGUAUUCCUUAGAGAUUUUAAAGAUAAUCAAGGAAGCGCAGCAGCAACAUGGGUUGAGACACGGUGAUUAUCAGCGAUAUCGGGGUUACUGCUCGAGAAGACUUAGAAGAUUGCGAAAAGUAUUGAAAGUACCGCAAGGUGAUAGACGUCAUUUCAAGAGGAAAGACGUCACUCCGAUCAUGGUCAGCGAGGACAAAUUCUUGCAAGUGCCUUUAAUAAUGGCCGAACGUGCUUGGAGCUAUGCAAUGCAACUACGCCAAGAGUCCAACACGGAGCCAAGAAAAAAAUUUCAUCUGGUAUCGAGGCUGAAGAAGGCAGCUACGUAUUCUAUACAAUUGCAAGAGUUGAUAGAGAAUAUAAAUUGCGAUGCACGUACAAAGCUGGAAGCUCAAGCGUAUGUGGCUUGGAUGAAUGGUUCCCUUCAGUUUGAAUUGCAACUGUGGAAACAAGCUAUGGAGAAUUUGCAGAAAGCGCAGGUGGUAUAUGGUAACCUGGUGUCCGCGCUGCCGGAAUUGGAACAAAUCGUGUACAAGGCGCGUGUCGAGGAAUUGGCACCCAGUCUCAGAUAUUGCGCAUACAACAUUGGAGACACCACCGCUAUGGACGAUCUCAUACAGAUGCGUGCGCAAUUGAGUGGCGAACUAAUGUCCAAUUUAGAUUCUCUAAUAGCUCAGACGCGUGAGAAGCAAGCCAAUAUCGAGGAAGUAACAUGGCGCGGAAAAUCUUGCGGUACCGUGCCACCGAGAGCGGCUGGUUUGAUUAUCGCGGAUUCGAGAUUAAAUCAAGCUCUGGAGAAGGCCUCCACAAAUCAAGCGAAGAUUGAUUUGCUGGAGGCGCAUCUGAUAGAUUGCAAAGACGCUCUGUCAGUGGUGCGCGAUCAUUUCAAGAACGAAUUGAAAAACAAGGAAAACGACAAGUGGUCGGCGCCGCAGCAUUUGAUAAAUUAUUUGCAGUAUAUUCGAUUAUCUCGCACGUUAGAGCGCAAUUUGGCGUUGGUAAAAGCGGCCGAAGAAUCGGAGAAAGCUAAGCCGCAAGACAUAGUGCGUCUAUAUGAAGCGGCCUUAUAUAAUGUCGUAGAGAUAUCUCAGUUGCAAGACGAUGCAGAAUUUGUGGAGGAACAAGAAGCAAAAACGAAAGGCUAUAGGGCUUUUAGGUGUUUCUAUGUAGCCCAAAGUCUUACAAAUCAGCAUCGUUGGCGUGAAGCUAUGGCCAUGUAUCAGAGAUCAUUGCAGCAUGUUAAAGAUGCAUUUAAAUAUGACAACAUUCUUCCAGCCACACUGAAGGAAGCCUUACGCAAACUGGAAACUUCCGUAGAAGCUGCCCAAUAUUCGGCUCAUGCUCAUAGUGUUCUGGAGGAUGGUCAGGAAGAGGAAGGUGGAAUCAGUAAACUUGCCAAGAGCAAAAAACCACUGUAUGAACGUUUACACGAAUACAGGGAGGAUCCUGCGCUUCUCACGAAACAACCGAAUGUCUAUAAAUUACCACCGCCGAUGCGCAACAUUCCUUGCAAGCCUCUGUUCUUCGAUCUGGCCUUCUUCAUGGUCGAAUUCCCAGAAUUGACACACAAAAUGGGUGAUCAAGCUAAGAAAGGACAGGCAGGUCUCACUGGCUUUGUCAAGGGUCUCUGGGGUUGGGGAAACAAAUAAAUAUUCUCUGCAUAGUUCUAUAUGCUCAAUAUAUAUAAGAACU